AUGGCCGAUCGACGGAGGAUUAACGGACCAGCUGGUGCCACAAUGCCCCCGGUCUACGAGACAUCCGACGCGCAAUCGACCCGUAGAGCAAGGCCAGCGAACGGUAUUCGAGGACUUUUCCUCAAGACGGGCGUGACCCCCACAGCAUCAGGUUCUGCUUAUAUGGAAAUUGAACCUCCCCAAUGCCAAACCAACGCAAAUUUCAACUUCAAUGGCAUGAAACUUAUUUGCACCGUACAUGGACCCCGCUCUCUUCCUCGGUCCGCACCUUUCUCUCCCUAUCUCGUACUUUCAACUCACGUCAAGUAUGCACCAUUCGCUACACGUCAACGCCGGGGUUACAUCCGCGACUCGAGUGAAAGAGAUCUUAGCGUUCACCUAGACACAGCCCUGCGAGGAGUCAUUAUUGCUGAUAGGUGGCCCAAAAGUGGCGUCGACGUCAUUGUCACCAUCAUUGAAGGCGACCAAGAGCGUGAGGCUUCUUAUGCACAGGGAAACGAUGAGUGGGACAUCAUGAAUGUUUUGAGCGGGUGUAUUACGGUUGCGGCCGCCGCUUUAGCAGAUGCUGGCAUUGACUGCGUGGAUAUGGUUACGGGCGGUGUUGCAGCACUAGUCGCCGGGGCUGGCGACGAUUCCUCUGCGCCUUCGAUCGUCCUGGAUCCUAUCUCUAUAGAACACGAGAGAAUCUUGGCCGCUUGCUGCAUUGCCUACUUACCGAGCCGCACCGAAAUCACCAAUCUUUGGGUCAAGGGUCAGCUCCCGCCAGCAGACCCCUUACUCCACGCGAAACUUAUGGGCCGAGCAAUUCAAGCUGCCAAAGGGAACUAUCGUGCUGUCUUGGAAAGGCUUCAGGAUAACCAACCACCCAACAGUUAA
Molecule: messenger RNA, 876 nt
Organism: Colletotrichum truncatum
Lineage: Eukaryota; Fungi; Ascomycota; Sordariomycetes; Glomerellales; Glomerellaceae
Product: 3' exoribonuclease
Biological process (GO): U4 snRNA 3'-end processing; poly(A)-dependent snoRNA 3'-end processing; rRNA catabolic process
Cellular component (GO): nucleolus; cytoplasmic exosome (RNase complex); nuclear exosome (RNase complex)
Source: RefSeq, a predicted model, not a curated record